AUGAAAACUCUCAGCUUGAAACCACUUCUUUUUGGGAAAGUNAUCAACGUGCUGGGCUUGCUGCUUUUCGUGCACAUCAGCUCCGACGACGGGGGGGACCCGGAGCCGAGGAAAGAGCCUCCUGGCGCCGUCCAGGAGGCGCCCGUAGUACUGCCCGUUUCUUCCGGCAACUUGGACCCUCAGGCUCUGCCUCGCCUGCAGGGCAUUAAGGUGGGCCAUAAACAGAAGUUGCAACUGGUUCCUAACAAAAUCCAUGUUAUGAAAACUCUCAGCUUGAAACCACUUCUUUUUGAAAUCCCAGAUUUCCUGAGUGAAGAUGAAUGUAAAUUAAUUAUACAUUUGGCUCAGCUGAAAGGCCUACAGAAAAGCCAGAUUUUGCCCACAGAAGAUUACGAAGAAGCUAUGGAAAUGAUAGAUAUCAGCCAGAUGGAUAUCUUUAAUCUGCUAGAUCACAACCAGGAUGGACAACUGCAACUUAAGGAGGUGCUGACACAUACCCGCCUGGGAAAUGGUAGGUGGAUGACACCUGAGAGCCUCCGGGAAAUGUAUGCCGCAGUCAAAGCAGACCCCGAUGGUAAUGGUGUUCUGAGUUUGGAAGAAUUUAAACAAUUGAACAUUCGAGACUUUCACAAGUACAUGGGUAGCCGAAAAGUGAAAAUGAGCGAUCUGGUGAGGAACAGCCAACAUACAUGGCUGUACCAAGGUGAGGGGGCACAUCAGGUCAUGCGCUCCAUACGGCAAAGGGUAAUUAACUUAACCCAUCUGUCGCCAGAGAUUGUGGAGCACAGCGAACCGAUGCAGGUCGUCCGCUAUGACCAGGGAGGACAUUACCAUGCUCAUAUGGAUAGUGGACCAGUGUUUCCUGAAACUGCCUGUAGUCACACCAAACUGAUUGCCAACGAAAGCGCUCCGUUUGAGACAUCUUGCCGCUAUGUGACAGUACUGUUCUACCUAAACAAUGUGACGGGAGGAGGCGAAACUACUUUUCCUAUUGCAGAUAACAGGACUUACGAAGAGUUGUCUCUAAUCCAGAAUGACGUUGACCUACGUGAUACUCGAAAGCAUUGUGAUAAGGGAAAUCUACGUGUGAAACCUCUGCAAGGCACUGCCAUUUUCUGGUAUAAUUACCUGCCCGAUGGGGAAGGCUGGGUUGGCGAUGUUGAUGAAUAUUCCUUACAUGGAGGCUGUCUGGUCACUGAAGGAACCAAGUGGAUUGCCAACAACUGGAUUAACGUUGAUCCCAAUAAAAGGCGACAGCUCCAGUUCCAGGAGGAAAUGGCUCGAUACAUCAACAGUGAAAACGAGGACCAAAGCGAAUGGACUGUGGACAAAUCCUACAGCAAUGUGCAUGUAGAGCUGUAA
Protobothrops mucrosquamatus (brown spotted pit viper) is the source of this 1362-nucleotide messenger RNA. It is a transcript of the gene P4HTM, whose product is annotated as prolyl 4-hydroxylase, transmembrane. Gene Ontology annotation, biological process: peptidyl-proline hydroxylation to 4-hydroxy-L-proline. The transcript has 10 exons. Bases 1 to 1362 code for a protein of 453 amino acids. Gene Ontology annotation, molecular function: iron ion binding; calcium ion binding; procollagen-proline 4-dioxygenase activity. The record is from RefSeq and is a predicted model, not a curated record. NCBI's taxonomy places the organism in Eukaryota, Metazoa, Chordata, Lepidosauria, Squamata, Viperidae. Gene Ontology annotation, cellular component: endoplasmic reticulum.